Molecule: messenger RNA, 633 nt
Organism: Aureobasidium vineae
Lineage: Eukaryota; Fungi; Ascomycota; Dothideomycetes; Dothideales; Saccotheciaceae
Source: the annotation of a GenBank genome assembly
AUGGAGACUCCAAGCUCUCUGGACCGUAUCCUCCGCAACACAACUAUCAUCACCUUCUUGCUUGCUCUGGCUCUUCUAAUCCCUUAUAGCCUUGUUUCAUACUAUUGCGUUCUUGCAAUCGGUCUUGUGCCUGCGUUCUUCUCUGCUGUGCUCAGCCUGGUCUCCUUGAACGCAAGCUUCCGACAGCGUUGGAUGUUUGUGUACAUCGAUGCGUUCCUUGCUGUCUUCCUCUUUAGCAUCUUGGUGCCAUUUUGGGUACUUACGGCCCACGAAGGGUGGUCGACCCCCAGCGGAGUCGUAAUGUUGGGGACUUAUGGAAGUGUGCCCUUGAUGAUGGACUUCUGCAUCCACGGUUUCUUCGUCCUUCGUUAUGUUUUCGGGAUAUGCAGAACGUUUUCGUUUACACGCACUUGUCGUAACUGUCAUACACACAUUGGUGCAAGGAUUGUUCCUAGCAUCACUCGGGUCUCGGCUGAAAAAUCUCGUCAUUCUCGCGAAAGCGAGGCGCUGUAUCAACCACUUGACGGUCCCAAAUAUGAUGACGAGGAAAGAGUAUCUUCAGAGGCCGAUACGCUAUACAGACCGAGUCUGGAUACUCUGAGCUCUACGGAGACGGUUGUGAAGCUGAUCUGA